Molecule: messenger RNA, 180 nt
Organism: Prunus armeniaca (apricot)
Lineage: Eukaryota; Viridiplantae; Streptophyta; Magnoliopsida; Rosales; Rosaceae
Source: the annotation of a GenBank genome assembly
AUGAUAGGAAGCCCAUUCUUGACUUAUACUUCCAAAGAUGGGAAGUCAAUCAAAGCCAUACAUCCACCCGAGAUGGUGAUUAAACAAAAAGAUGUGAUAGCAGCUCCUUACAAAGAAACCACUUUCCUUGAAGAUAGUGCCAAUAGCUUUCACACAGCUAGUAAAGAAGACAUAGGCUAG